ACCUCUCGACUGGAGCUUUGAGCUGGGUUUCUCUCGUUUUGAUCCGUGGCAGCUCGUUAGCCUUUAGCAUCAGCGGGUUGCUAACGCUGCAGGUGCUUGCAAACGGAGCGUAGCCGAUAACACGGACAACUGACUGUAGAUAUAGAAACACAGAGACUAUUGCAGGUGACAAAAGGCAUGUUUGGUGCUAGAAAGAAAUUUCCAGAGUUCGUCGAGGCCGUCGACAAUGACUUCCCAGAUGAAAUGUAUUACAGCCAGGGGUCGAUGUUCCCACAUCGAUCCGACAAAGAUAUACUGUCUUCUCCUUCACCGUCGUCUGGUCAGCUGUCACAGCUCGGUCCAAGUUUGUACGGUCCACAAAGUGCAAUCGGCUUCCCCGUUAGAAGCUUGGGAAACAGCACACCUCAGUUAAACCGAAAUCUCACGCAAGGGUCGCAGCUACCAAGUCAUAUCACCCCAACAACAGGCGUCCCCACCAUGUCACUCCAUACCCCGCCGUCGCCGAGCAGAGGCACGUUACCGAUGAGUUCCAGGAACAUACUAAAUCACUCUCAGGUUGGUCAAGGCAUCGGGCUGAGCAGCAGGACCAAUAGUAUGAGCAGCUCAGGACUCGGGAGCCCCAACCGCAGCUCACCUAGCAUCAUCUGUAUGCCCAAACAGCAGCCGUCACGCCAGCUGUGCACCAUAAGCAGCAUGUCAGGGUUUGGUAUGAACCGCAAUCAGGCGUUUGGGAUGAACAACGCGUUAGCAAGCAACAUCUUCAACGGCACAGAUGGGAGCGACAGCGUGAUGGGACUGGAUCUGUCAGACUUCCCCGCAUUAGCAGACAGGAGUCGACGGGAAGGGACGGGAAAUCCAACACCGGUGUCCAACCCGCUAGCUGGACGUGCUCCAUACGUUGGCAUGGUGACAAAGCCAUCAACUGAACAGACACAAGAUUUCUCCAUCCAUAACGAGGACUUUCCUGCGCUGCCUGGGUCGAACUAUAAGGACACCACACUGAACAACGACGACAGUAAAACUAACUUGAACUCCACAAACAAGAGCACGUCCAGCACAGAUGGGCCCAAGUUCCCCGGAGACAAGACGGCCUCCGCACAGAACAACAACCAGAAGAAAGGCAUCAAGGUGUUACCAGAUGGUCGGGUUACCAACAUUCCCUCAGGAAUGGUGACGGAUCAGUUUGGGAUGAUCGGUCUGCUGACGUUUAUACGAGCAGCGGAGACCGAUCCGGGGUUGGUCCAUCUGGCGCUAGGAAAUGACCUCACCACGCUGGGACUCAAUCUCAACUCACCAGAAAACUUGUACCCCAAGUUUGCCUCUCCCUGGGCCUCGUCACCAUGUCGACCUCAGGACAUCGACUUCCACGUUCCUUCGGAGUAUCUGACCAACAUUCAUAUAAGGGACAAGUUGGCGGCGAUUAAGUUGGCCCGGUAUGGUGAAGACCUGCUGUUCUACCUGUACUACAUGAAUGGUGGCGAUCUACUACAGAUCCUGGCAGCAGUAGAGCUCUUUAAUCGGGACUGGAGGUACCACAAAGAGGAGCGGGUUUGGAUAACAAGAGCACCCGGCAUGGAGCCCACACUCAAGACCAACACCUACGAGAGGGGCACCUACUACUUCUUUGAUUGUCUUAACUGGAGGAAAGUUGCCAAGGAAUUUCAUCUGGAAUACGACAAGCUAGAAGAGAGGCCUCACGUUCCGACGACGUUCAACUACAAUCCAGCCCAGCAGGCCUUCUGAGGCCCAAGCAGCUGUUCCUGCACACAGAGCUGACGCCCAGCACCGGCGCUGUGGUUUUUAUUCCUCCAGGAUUUGGCUGUUAGACUGCAGGGGUUGUGAUCACCAUUAAAGCUGUCCUGCCUUUCUGAACUUAAAUUCUACCCCAAAACACUUGUUCCGUUUUUAUUACUCUGUGUUUCAGGUUGUUUUGUUUUUUUUCCUUUCUCUUGUUUUGAGCAGGGUCUGUGUUUUGUUUACGUCUCUGAAUCAGAAGCCUGCGUCCUCUCGGCGAGGAGGACUAACUUUGUGGCACGGGACGGGGACAGAACAGAGGUUCCACCUCUUAUUUACAGCAAGUGUUAAGAACACAAGCAGGUGGAAAACAAGGCUGUUAGCAUUCUCAUACACAAGUGAAGGGGUGAAAGAAAUGCAAUGUUUAUUGUUGCACUAUAUUUAGUAAUAAAAGAACACAAAAUUUUUUGUGCUUUUUUAUAUGAACACUCCCCGAGUGUUUUUUCUUUCCCCUUCUUUCUGUAUUUCUUGAGUUUACGCAUCAUUCCCUCAUGCAGUCCUUUUAAUUCCAUCUUUUUUAGCCCUCUGUCUGUAUCCAUCGUUUCUCCAGCGUCUGUAUUUGCACUACCAAACAUUUUUCUGUUCCUUCUUUCUCCGUUCGUCUCCGUCUUUUGACUUCUGUGCCGACCAAACAAGGACAGAAAUACGAGAGUACAUUUGUGGAGGAUUUCUCGCCGCGGCUGAACUUUAACACCAACUUUGCUCAAGAGCAAACAAACACUUUCCAGUCUUUGUUACGAUUUUGUAAGAAAAGUGUACAUUUUUGUUCUUUGCAUCACACAAAUUAGUACAUGUAUGUAUGAAUGUGUAUAUAUGAUUGCUAUAUAUAUAUAUGUAUGUGUAUAUAUAUAUAUGACAUCUAUUUUGGAGAAAAAAAAAGCCCUGCCUUGUACCUCGGUUUUUUUAAUGAGAUGAACAUGGAAAAGAAAAUGUGGAUGUAACAGAAAUGUUCUGGAUCUGCUGCCGUUUGGCGCCAUACUUACCUAAAAAACUCCUUCAUGGAAAGGCCGACUUCUCAACAUUUGGCAAAAAAAAAAAAGUUAAAAGUAAAAGGGAUGCAUUUCAAUUUAACCUGAACAGACAUGAACGAGGACAUUUCAUAGGGAAAUGAUAAACUGGCAAUUUGCUAAAAAAAAGGAAAAAAUAAACCCAAUCUUGUAUUAUUUUAAGUGAAACGCUUCUUUUCUUUGUAUUAAAGCAGAACAGGCUUUCCUGAA
Molecule: messenger RNA, 3011 nt
Organism: Nothobranchius furzeri (turquoise killifish)
Lineage: Eukaryota; Metazoa; Chordata; Actinopteri; Cyprinodontiformes; Nothobranchiidae
Gene: cnot2
Product: CCR4-NOT transcription complex, subunit 2
Biological process (GO): regulation of DNA-templated transcription; nuclear-transcribed mRNA poly(A) tail shortening; regulation of stem cell population maintenance
Cellular component (GO): CCR4-NOT core complex; P-body
Source: RefSeq, a predicted model, not a curated record